GCUAAAUUUGUCUGGUACGUUACGUAGCAUGCUUAAGGCCAGCAUCACCCUAGUCUUGUCUCAAAUAUUAGAUGAUAAGCAUUAUAUACCACUUUUCCGUUCUUAAAUCACAGUAACUUGACUCUAGCCAAGGGCCUUACAAUGAAAAAAAGUUGGUGGUUCCUCACUUAAAUAAAAUUGCAGAUAUUCGUCUUAAACAAGUACAUUCCGACCAUUUCAAUACCUAAUUAUCCUUCGCAGUCAGCUUGAUAGUACCCAAAUUAUCUAGGAAACAAGCUAAAACUUCGUUUCAAGUUGUGACAUACAUUUUUGGACUACCUGGCAAUCAAAGGAUCUGUUUAUAAUGACCAAAAGUAUUCGAAGUAAAUCAAAAAGACGGUUUCGUGCGAUUAGACGUAGACGUAGCUUUAAGCAAAUCAAGGAUCAGUUAAUAAAAUCUACCAAGAAAAGUGAGGAAAAUCCAGUCUCUUCCGAACAGUUGGUUGACUCAAUUUCAAAUCACAUGGAUAUUGUUCCCAAAAGCUUGCCAAAAAUACUGUGUAAUGAACAUGGAACCUACCCAGUGUGGCUAAGUAAAAAAGAACGCAAAAGACAAAUAAAAAUGAAAAGACAACAGAAAAAACGGUGUCGUCCUAAAAAAGUGUAAACUACAUUACGAAUGUGAUAGUGUUUUCGUAAUCUUAUUAGUCUUCUGAAAUCACAACUGUAUGUCAGCAG
Schistosoma curassoni is the source of this 717-nucleotide messenger RNA. The record is from the annotation of a GenBank genome assembly. Lineage: Eukaryota; Metazoa; Platyhelminthes; Trematoda; Strigeidida; Schistosomatidae.